Paramuricea clavata is the source of this 2554-nucleotide messenger RNA. NCBI's taxonomy places the organism in Eukaryota, Metazoa, Cnidaria, Anthozoa, Malacalcyonacea, Plexauridae. The record is from the annotation of a GenBank genome assembly.
AUGAUCAAACGCUCUGGUAUAGUCUUUAGUGACUUGAGCAACACACUCAGCUGUAAACGUGUGAAGACGAAGUUAUUUGGAGAUCGGUGUAGUGGAAUUGAAAGCGGGGACCGUUAUCAAAACCCUGGUAAACUUAACGAGCGCUCUGAAAAUCGGGAUUGUCAGGACUAGCUGAAGAAACAACGGGAAGGAACAACUCGCCAAAGGACGCAAGUAUCGUAGCUUGAGAGACAGUUCACAACAAUAGUAUAGGAUUUACACUGUACAAAUUAUAGAAAAAUAUAUUUAAACUUUUUUUUGUAUAUGAAGUUAUAUUUGCCGACACCCACACAGGCGGAUUUAAAUUCGUCACAAUUGGUGGCAGCGGUGGGAUUAGUCGGUUAAUAGGAAGAAAUAGUAUUAAUAGUGAACAAUUAUCACGAAAGAACAAUUAAAUCGUAUAAUGAGCGAAUACGACGAUUGGGGAUUAGAAUCUUAAGAAAAGAAUGUGCUGGCCGUGAAAUUGUAAUUAAUACAAAAGAUGGCGUUAAAACACUUGCUGCAAGGUUAAGAGCAAGUGAUAAAGCUGUAGAAAAAGUACAAACAGAGGACGAGACUGUAGAAUUGGAAACUGACAGAGGGGUGUUUGAGCCUUCAAAAACACGAACAACAAAAACUGUAGAAGACCCGGGUAAUUUCAGUAGUGACCAUGACUAUGGCAAUAAGGGCAAAAUUCCCUCGGGUCCCACAAGUUAUGAACGUACUCGCGAGCCCCUGGGGUCCUUAAGUUUUGACGAACGAUGGCGUCUUUUGCAAUUUGAAAGAGAUAUGGCAUUAGAACGCGACGAACUUGAAAUGAGACGGGAAGAGCGUAAAAGGAGGGCUGAGAGGGAAGAUAAAGCGUGGGAAGUAGAAUUGGAACGAGAGAAAUAUCAGAUCUAUGUAGCUAAGCAGAGAGUACCAAAGCCUAUAAAGGUGCGAGAAAUGAGAGAAAAUGAGGAUAUAGAUGAUUAUUUUCGAAUUUUUGAGAUGACUGCUAAGGCCCAGUUAAUUUCGCAAGACGAGUGGCUAGGUAGUUUAAUCCCCCGUUUAAGUGAAAAAGCGAAGUCUAUAUAUUUAGAAAUUGUUGGUCCAGAUGCUCAGGAUUAUAAUAAAAGUAAGGCUAUUAUAUUAAGAGCAUAUCAGCUUAAUGUUGACCAUUAUAGAUAUCGAUUUCGCCAUUCAGAAAAAAAGGCUGGCGAAGAUUUUGGCCAGUGGGCUCACAGAACCCGUAGAUACUUGAACCGAUGGAUGACUGUGGCAGAGGCCAUAGACAACCGAGAAAAAAUAUUAGAACAAAUUGUUAUAGAACGAUUGUUAGAUGGGGUUGGCCCUGAGUUACAAGUAUGGUUGAAAGAGAGAAAGCCCAAUACCGCAGAGGAAUUGGCAAAUUUAGCGAAUGAUUAUGUACAAAGUAGAAAGGGACCCUUAAUUGAUGGUAAAUAUGUUAGUGCCAAAAGAAAUGAUAAUAAGCCUAGGAAUGAUGAUUUUUGCAAAAUGAGAGAUAAAGUUUACGAAAAUAAUAAGGGAAAUCCAGAUAAGCCAGACUUUGGGAAAUUUCGAGAUAAAUUGGACAAGUCAAAAGUUAAGUGCUUUAAUUGUCAAGAGAAAGGUCAUUAUGCGCAUGAGUGCCGAAAGAAAAACAAACAAAAUGCCGCAUUGUUAGGAAUGACUAAGGGAUAUAAUACCCUUGGAAGUUACAUAGUAGGGAAUUUAAACGGGAACAAAGUCCAAAUGAUAAUCGAUUCUGGUUGUUCAAGGACUUUGGUGCAUGAAAACCUUGUUAGUAAAAAUAGUUUACUGGUGAAAAUAUUACAGUUAUCACUGCAAAUGGUGAUAGAGUCGAAGUCCCUUUAGCAUGGGUAACCAUAAGUAGUGAACAAGGGAUACAUCGAGAAUUAGUGGGGGUUAUGAGAAAUCUCCCCGUAGAUUGUUUACUUGGGCGUUCGUCCUAUGGCAAGUCUUUAGCCAGAAAAAUUUGCUUGAUCAUUGCGAGCAAGCUGUCGACUUAAAUAUAGAACCGACAGUGGUGUAUAGUGACAAGAAUAAGUCCGCUUUAGUUGUUACUCGAAGACAAGCAGCGAUUGUGAAAGCUCAAACUAGAUUGGAUAAGUUGACAGAUAAACAAAAUGAAUUAGCUAUUAAGACUCUAAGCCCUAAGGAACCCGCAAAAGAUGAAUUAUUUGAGACUAUCGAAUUAAAUAAUUUAUUUGGUGAAGAUAAUAAUGUUAUAACGGAACCUGAUCCCGAGAAAGUAUGCGUAAAAGAAUCGGUUGCAAAUAUAGACUCCUCUGAAAAUGGCUGUCAAUUAGAAACAAAUAUUUUAGACCGUAGUCACUCACAAUUGAUUAAUGAUCAAAAGAAAGAUGUUACUUUACAUAAUUUAACUAUUUUAAAUGUACCACUGGAAGACACAGAUGGUUAUUUCUACGUAAAUGUAUUAUUAUGCAUAGAAAAUUUACAAAAUACCCGCAUGAUGGAUUGCCCUUUAUUGACAGGGUUGUGGCCCCAGAAGCAUAUAGGCCAGAAAUAUUGA